Molecule: messenger RNA, 480 nt
Organism: Rhipicephalus sanguineus (brown dog tick)
Lineage: Eukaryota; Metazoa; Arthropoda; Arachnida; Ixodida; Ixodidae
Product: cuticle protein 64-like
Exons: 4
Coding region: 1-480 (159 amino acids)
Source: RefSeq, a predicted model, not a curated record
AUGGGCACGAAGGAAGGUGACCAGAUCCGUGCCUUUGUGCUCCUCGCCUUGGCCACCUGCGCCUUUGCUGGCUACGCCGGUUACCCGGUCGGCUACUCCGUAGCUGCCCCUGCCUACGCUGCAUAUCACACUCCACUUGCAUCGGUAUCUGCCGUGCACCACACUCCAGCCUUUGGUUACGGCCUAGGUUACGGCCUCGGAUACGGAUUCCGCACUUGCCUUGUCCUGGCCCUGGCCUCCUGCGCAUUCGCUGGCUACAUCGGCUACCCCUACACUUACUCCGUUGCUGCUCCGACCUAUGCUGCCUACCACGCACCCGUUGCUGCUGCCGUGUCCACUGUGCACCACACGCCAGCUUUUACCUAUGGCUAUGGAUAUCCUGCUUUCAACUAUGGACUGAGCACCUACGGCCUGAGCUACGGAUACGGACUUGGCGGGCUUGGCUACACCACCCUGCUAAAGAAAUAUGUGAAACAGUGA